UGUAAUGUGGCAUAAAAUUCAAAGAAUUUUAUUAUUGUGGGAUAUACAUAUAUUCAAACAAGAUGCAUUCAAAAUAUAAGCUAACAUGUGUACAUACCCCCAAAUUUUUAAAUUAAAACAGCAUUAACACUCGAUCAAAAUAUCCGUACAUAGAUAGAUACAUCCAAAUAUUAUGGAAAAUGUCAUGAUAUUGUCAAACCUUCCUUUUAUUUUACUAACUUUAGCUCUUUUUUUUUUAUAGAAAAGCUACAAAGCAAAUAUUCCAAGCUAAAGUAUCAGUUUCAGCGGAAUAUGAAAAAAAUUAAACAUCUUAAAAGUGGUUCUGGCUGUGAAAGCAUCACUGUGCUAUGGAUGCAUUUUAAUGCUCUUCAAUUCCUUGAUGGAGUUGACGAGGCAGACGACAGCUUCUCUACUUUGGAUGGUGAUAAUAAUAAAUCGACCCAGAACGAGCUGACCUUCAUACAUAAUAAAGAUGAAUCCAUUUCACAUUCUGCCGGGAUUGAUCCUGAUGUGAGCUUCAUUUCAAUGGAAUGUUUUGAGGAUGACGAGAGAAUUCCGGAAGAGUGGAGGGAUUUUGCAGAGGAACCAGAACCCUCAUCGUGUGAAGUUUCUUCUCCAAAAACAAACCUGCCAGAACCUCCAAUUGAUUCAACACAGAAGUUCAACACUGGUGAAACUUCUACAGGAGAAAAUCACCAGGGCGUUUAUAAGCGAGCAGCUUAUAAACGCAAAAGAAAAUCAACUACAACUUCCGGUGAUGAUUUUCUUGAAGAAGCUGUAAAAGCAUUGAAAAAAAUUCCUCCUAAGCAGGACGAUUCCAUGGAGGACGCUUGCGGGAAGUACAUUGCCCACAUUCUUAAAUCAAUUCCUGAUUUGGAAAAGCGACAGAAAGCACAAAAAAAACUCAUNAAACCAAUAUUCUGCAAAUGA
Parasteatoda tepidariorum (common house spider) is the source of this 930-nucleotide messenger RNA. RefSeq lists its product as uncharacterized. NCBI's taxonomy places the organism in Eukaryota, Metazoa, Arthropoda, Arachnida, Araneae, Theridiidae. The record is from RefSeq and is a predicted model, not a curated record.